Molecule: messenger RNA, 2577 nt
Organism: Sus scrofa (pig)
Lineage: Eukaryota; Metazoa; Chordata; Mammalia; Artiodactyla; Suidae
Source: RefSeq, a predicted model, not a curated record
UCCUCGCAGCCUCCAACUCCUCCUCCUCCAAAUGACCCUAGUGUCAAUACAGGAUGACGGGUCAAACGGGAAGCUCCCGAGAGCGCGCGGGCGCGGGAGAGCUCAGUUAAAGGACCCACGGAGGGGAGGAUGCUCAGACCUCACGUCUCUGCGGGCCGCGCGCCGGGCUCCCUCUUCCUCCCGGUGCGACGGGGCGGCUGAGACCCACCGCGCGGGUGUCAGGAACAGGGAAGGACGGAGGCUGUCUUUGGAGGUCUUGACAACGGAGGCUCCACGAAGAGCCCUCUCCUCUCCCGUCCCCAUCGCACGUCUGGCCCCCAACCCCCACCCUGGCAAAAACGCCCCCCCCCCCAGGACCCUGCUAUUGAGUCUCCGGAUUCUGGUCCCACAGGAGGAGGAGUUCGGGCUUGACGCUCCCAAGGACUUGGGGCCGCUGCAGUUCGUCAAGCUGCGCAAACACCACUCCCUGGUGGACGACGCGUGGUUCUGCGACCGCAUCACGGUGCAGGGCCCUGGAGCCGGCGAGGAGGUCGCCUUCCCCUGCUACCGCUGGGUGCAGGGGGACGGCGUACUGUGCCUGCCCGAGGGCACCGCCCGCCUGGCAGGAGACAAUGCACUGGACGUGUUCCAGAAGCAUCGAGAAAAGGAACUGAAAGAAAGACGUCAGAUAUACUGCUGGGCCACCUGGAAGGAAGGGUUACCCCAGACAAUAGCUGCAGGCUGUGAGGAUGACCUACCUCCAAACGUGAGAUUCCAUGAGGAGAAGAGGAGAGACUUUGAGUGGACACUGAAGGCAGGGGCUCUGGAGAUGGUCCUCAAGCGUGUCUACACCCUCCUGAGCUCCUGGAACCACCUGGAGGAUUUUGAUAACAUCUUCUGGGGCCAGAAGAGCACCCUGGCUGAGCAGGUUCGCCAGCACUGGCAGGAGGAUGAACUCUUUGGCUACCAGUUCCUCAAUGGCGCCAACCCUAUGCUGUUGAGACGCUGCACCUCUCUGCCCUCCCGGCUCGUGCUGUCCUCGGGGAUGGAGGCGCUACGGGCCCAGCUGGAAAAAGAACUCGAGAAUGGCUCCCUGUUCAAGGCCGAUUUCACCCUCCUGGAUGGAAUUCCGGCCAACGUGAUCCGCGGAGAGCAGCAGUACCUGGCUGCCCCCCUCGUCCUGCUGAAGAUGGAGCCCAGCGGGAAGCUGCUACCCAUGGUUAUCCAGAUCCAGCCUCCCAGCCACAGCUGUCCCACGCCACCCCUGUUCCUGCCCUCCGAUCCUCCCCUUGCCUGGCUCCUGGCCAAGUGCUGGGUCCGAAAUUCCGAUUUCCAGCUGCACCAGCUCCAGUAUCAUCUGCUGAACACCCACCUGCUGGCUGAGGUCAUUGCCGUGGCCACCAUGAGGUGUCUCCCAGGGCUGCACCCUGUCUUCAAGCUCCUGAUCCCACACAUCCGCUACACUAUGGAAAUCAACACGCGGGCCCGGACCCAGCUCAUCUCGGACGGAGGUAUAUUCGAUAAGGCAGUGGGCACCGGUGGAGGGGGCCACGUGCACUUGCUCCGCCGGGCGAUGGCUCAGCUGACCUACCGCUCCCUCUGUCCCCCUCACGAUCUGGCUGACCGCGGCCUGCUGGGAACCCCAGGGGCUCACUAUGCCCACGAUGCUUUGCAGCUCUGGGAGAUCACUGCUCGGUACGUGGAGGGGAUUGUCCAGCUCUUCUACCACGGGGACGAUGUCGUCAAAGAGGACCCUGAGCUGCAGGCCUGGUGUCGGGAGAUCACUGAGGUGGGGCUGUGCCAGGCCCAGGACCGAGGUUUCCCUGUGUCCCUCCAGUCCCAGAACCAACUCUGCCAUUUCCUUACCAUGUGCGUCUUCACGUGCACCGCUCAGCACGGGGCCAUCAACCAGGGCCAGCUGGACUGGUACGCCUGGGUCCCUAAUGCCCCCUGCACGAUGCGGAUGCCCCCACCCACCACCAAGGAAGACGUGACAAUGGCCACAGUGAUGGGCUCGCUACCUGAUGUCCGACAGGCCUGUCUUCAAAUGGCCAUCACAUGGCAUCUGGGUCGCCGCCAGCCAGACAUGGUGCCUCUGGGGCAUCACAAAGAAAUGUAUUUCUCAAGCCCCAAGGCCAAGGCUGUACUAAACCAAUUCCAAAGAGAUUUGGAAAACUUGGAAAAGGCUAUUACAGCCCGCAAUGAGCAACUUAACCUGCCCUAUGAAUACCUGAGGCCCAGCCUCAUAGAGAACAGCGUUACCAUCUGAGCUCGAAGGCACCUCCAGCAGGAAGAUUGCAGAUCAGCUCUGGGACCGACACUUGCACCUUGAGUUUCAAGGUUUCUUACAACUCUGCUGCUGCAGCUCCAUUUCCUCCCCCAAUGAAACACCCUAUAUCUGUAUCCCACGAGCUCAGGAGGCAGGUGGCAAAGCUUUUCUGUAAAGGUCCUGAUAAUAUUAUAGGCUUUGCAGGCCACACAGUCAGUGUUGAAACCACUCAGCUCUCCUGUUGUAGCACAAAAGCAGCCACCGGCAAGAUGUAAAUGAAUGUGACCCAUGUUCCAAUAAAACUUUAUUUAUGGACAGUGAAAUAGGAA